AAACCGACUCACGGGCUCCAAGUCAAUGAGAAUAACGGCAGUAAUUCACGGAGGACGGUCCUCACAUCCCCAUCCUCAAGUUUCGUGGUGUUACAUGUUUUAUAUGAAGUAAACCACGGGGAGGGCUUCAUCUGAAGGACGCUUUUCAGAAAUUCACCAUCAAAGAAAAUCCGCCCGGUAAACAAGGGACCGACACAAAGUUUCUCUAUAGAGCUUCCUCUCUCACACACGCACACUUGAAGACCGAGAAUAAUCGCUCAGAAAGCAUGGAGCCCGCUGAGAUGAACACUAUCCCCAACGGGAAGGGGCACGAAGCUGGCGAGGACACUACUGUGACUGCAAUAAAAAGCCAAUCAGAGGAUGCAGCUCAGGAACUUGUACCAAAUAGCACAGAAAAUGCCAGUACUGACAGAACUCCAGGUAAUGCGGAAGCAAACCUUGCAGAAAGCUCAGAGUUCCUGUCCAACGCAGAUGAUAAGAAAACCCCUCGCUUCACGGAUUUUGAGGGAAAGACUUCUUUUGGGAUGUCUGUCUUCAACUUGGGAAACGCCAUCAUGGGAAGUGGAAUUCUGGGAUUAGCGUAUGCAAUGGCUAACACCGGCAUUGUCCUCUUUGUAAUUCUCCUCACUGUUAUCGCUGGUCUGUCUGCAUACUCCAUUCACCUGCUGCUAAAAUCAUCAGGCGUUGUGGGCAUUAGAGCUUAUGAACAACUGGGUUACCGAGCCUUUGGCACACCAGGCAAGAUGGCUGCCGGCAUUGCGAUCACCCUGCAGAACAUUGGAGCCAUGUCCAGCUACUUGUACAUAGUAAAGUAUGAGUUUCCGCUGGUUAUCCAGGCUUUUCUGAAGGUGGACAAUCCAUCCGGGGAAUGGUAUUUAAAUGGCAAUUACCUGGUGGUUAUUGUAUCAUGCACUGUCAUCUUGCCACUGGCUUUAAUGAAGCAGCUCGGGUACCUGGGCUACACCAGCGGUUUCUCUCUCAGCUGUAUGGUCUUCUUCCUUAUUUCGGUGAUCUAUAAGAAGUUCCAGGUGAAAUGUCCUUUUGAAGACUUUGCCCAUAACAGGACAGUGUUGGGCUUCAACACAAGUGUGGCAGCUGACCCCGGAGGAGUGGAGAUGACCCCCGAGGGUGACCCUGCCUGCACCCCCCGCCUCUUCAACCUCAACUCACAGACGGCCUACACGGUUCCCAUCCUGGCGUUCGCAUUCGUGUGCCACCCCGAGGUGCUGCCAAUUUACACCGAGCUGCGCAACCCUACAAAGACAAAGAUGCAGCACGUCUCCAACAUCUCCAUCGCAGUCAUGUACAUCAUGUACCUCUUGGCCGCUCUCUUCGGGUAUCUGACCUUCAUUGAUAAGGUGGAAGCCGAGCUGUUGCACACCUACAGUCGAAUCGACCCGUACGACACACUCAUCCUGUGCGUCCGCCUGGCUGUGCUGACUGCCGUCACGCUCACUGUGCCCAUCGUCCUGUUUCCCGUGAGGAGAGCGAUUCAGCAGCUGUUCUUCCCGAACAAAACCUUCUGGUGGCCACGUCACAUUGCUAUAGCCGUCACCCUCCUCACUCUCAUCAACUUACUGGUCAUCUUCGCCCCGAACAUCCUGGGCAUCUUCGGGGUCAUCGGUGCCACGUCUGCGCCGUGCCUCAUCUUUAUAUUUCCAGCCGUGUUUUACAUCCGCAUUGUUCCCAAGGAAGAGGAGCCCUUGCGCUCAGCGCCGAAAAUCCUCGCUGCUUGCUUCGCCUUAUUAGGAGUCCUAUUUAUGAUAAUGAGCUUGAGCUUUAUCAUCAUUGAUUGGACAUCAGGGACCAGCAAAGGAAGCAGUGGUCAUUAGGCCUCACCCUCUCUAAUGGUUUAUGCUUUUUAAUAUUACUUUCGGGUCAGUAGUUGGGGAGGAUGCAUAAUCUCUCAGUGAUCAGUGACAAGAAUAGUACCAGAUUCCUAGCUUUAGUUGCAUUCAGUGCAUUAUUUAGCCAUGUGACCUGCAUAUGCUGUAAAUGGGGUCUUGCCCCAUCUCAGGCCGGCAUUAAAUCCAUUUAAAGGCCACCCGCUCCCAAAAAGGAGCAGUUGGCACAUGGAAAUAGGGAGAAGAUAACCAGAACAAAAAAUAAAUCAAUCAAAGCCCACGAUAGUUCGAUUGUGCCAUAGUCUCAGCACAUGCAGUACGCAGGGUUUACAAACUAAAGGGAUUUUGCAUUCUAACCAAACAGACUCAUCCGCUGGCCCAACCUCCCAUCUAUCCCUUCAUAUUAUGACCUUUGACCUCUGCCCUUCGGCCACAUUCGCGAGAGAUUAGAAUCACAGUAAGUGCUCAGUUCUUACGGGGAGGAUUGGUGGUUAUUAAAGCGUUUAUUUCCUCAUAUCUCAUAUUAGAUAUAGCAAUACUCUGUGCAAUAGCUGUGAGGUAUCUGACACUGAAGGCUGUUGAGAGGUGACGCGAAACCUCGUCCAGAAUCCAGGUUUGAUUUGGCUGCGGUCUAUUACACAAUAUCAAAUUUAUGCAAACUGUACGUAUAGAUGUACCUGUCACAUUUUUAUAUGGAUUUAUAACGUUUAUCCUUUCUACAGUAUUUAGAGAUAAAUAUAUUAGUAUAUAUAUAUAUAUAUAUAUAUAUAUAUAUAUAUAUAUAUAUAUAUAAGCAUAAAUAUAUAUGAUAUAAGAGCAUUCCGGUGUUCUCAAGGUUAUGUAUCACAUCCCUUUACAAUAUUUGUGACUAAAAUGCCAUCUUUAAAAGAUAAAAAGACGUCUUUGUUUAGGAACACUACUGGUUGCAUUGGGAAAGCACAGACUGGAAAGCACAGUUAAUCAUAGGGUCAGUUUGCAACGAUCCCAUGAGGCUGAUUUUGAAACACUCUCUGGAUUUAUAUGCAGAGAAAACCAAAAACACAGAUUCACAGGGUCUUCUCUUUAACCGGAGAAACAAAUGCGGCGCACUGAUGCACGUAAAUGUUUUAGCUACAGGGCAAAAUGGCAUACACGCGGUAACACUGCCUGGUGGAAGAUGAUCAGUUUUGCUUCUAGAUAAGCUUAAAAAAAGAGGCUGUUAACCCAAGUAGAUGAAUAUUGAAUAUUGAAACUGUAGCACUUUCAGUUGAAGCACAACUUCCGCUCAAUCUCUUGACCCAGUUACGACUCGCGACAUAAUCAUAGAUUAAUAUAUUUUGUAGACAGAUAUAUGAAUAAAAGCCUACGUACUACUAACUGUAAACUGAAGAAAAAAAAAGUAAUGUGUGGAUGUCUAACAUGGUACAUGAAUAUUUUAAACUUUGUAAUUGAAACUUGUCAUCCUAAAAAAAAAACAACUAUAAAUCAAGCACUUACUGGCCCAUAAUGAUCUUAGUGGUAACACUGUGGUGUUUUAGCGUGUGUGUGUGUGUGUGUGUGUGUGUGUGAAUGUGUGUGUUCUCUCCUCUUCUCACUUAUGGAGAAAGAAUACUUCAGUCAGUGAAUGUACUGUAAUGGACUAUAAGAUGUCUAAAUGAGAUGUGCAUUUAAAUUGUGGUACUUUUUUAUUCUUUUUUGUCUGUUUGAUUAAUGUUUAAUGGAUAGACAAGCCACACGUAUAACUAAAUCAUCAUAUCUAUGAACCAGUAUUAAAGUAAUUACAUAUCUCAAUAUCAUUUUUCAGUGUGAUACAUGUCCCUGGUGCUGCAUCGAGGGCCUGAUGGACAGUAGAAAGGCACUGUAAUAUAUUCCAAAUUACAAUCUGUACUUCUUGGCGUUUUUUUUUUAAAUGCCUUGCUUAUCAUGGCCGGAGGCUUCAUUUCCCUCUUUGUGGUUUUUUGGAUAUAUAUUUACGUAGAGAAUUGAGAAAUGAAUGAUUAAAUAUGUCUGUAUGAAGUGUAACUAAAGUGUAUCAUUGAAAUAACCCAUUGUUCACUUUUUUUUGGUAAAGAAGCGUUUAGUUCUGGUGAAGGUGAGAUGUUAUUUGUAGUGGUGUAAUGCCUCACACACCGAUGUGGUUUCUCAAGCACAAGUGUCCCAUGGUUUUAGCAGUCUGUGUUAAUGUCUGUUCACAUGCCUGAGAACUAAAUGUGCCAGAUGUGAAAGAAUUGCCAGUAUCUGUCCUUCAAUAUACCAGUGGCUCUAAAUAAUAAUGAUUCUUGAUUGCUCAA
Molecule: messenger RNA, 4114 nt
Organism: Puntigrus tetrazona (Sumatra barb)
Lineage: Eukaryota; Metazoa; Chordata; Actinopteri; Cypriniformes; Cyprinidae
Gene: slc38a3a
Product: solute carrier family 38 member 3a
Exons: 17
Coding region: 267-1832 (521 amino acids)
Biological process (GO): histidine transport; asparagine transport; L-glutamine transport
Molecular function (GO): L-glutamine transmembrane transporter activity; L-histidine transmembrane transporter activity; L-asparagine transmembrane transporter activity
Source: RefSeq, a predicted model, not a curated record